This is a messenger RNA of Cladophialophora yegresii CBS 114405, 3366 nucleotides long. RefSeq lists its product as uncharacterized. Lineage: Eukaryota; Fungi; Ascomycota; Eurotiomycetes; Chaetothyriales; Herpotrichiellaceae. Bases 1 to 3366 code for a protein of 1121 amino acids. The transcript has a single exon. The record is from RefSeq and is a predicted model, not a curated record. Gene Ontology annotation, molecular function: ATP-dependent chromatin remodeler activity; ATP binding.
AUGGUGUUCACCGAUAGCGAAGAUGACGAUCUAGACGCCCCCCGCAUAAGACACAAACAUGCUCGAGCCGAACCAUCUCUUGCAAAGAACACUCUCGUCGACGUCCCCAAGACCCCGACGAUCAACCCAGAGACUCCGCGUCGAUAUGACAGCCCUGCCAUUACCUCCGAUGCACAUGGUCGCAGUUCAAGAAAGCAGCCCUAUUCUGGCCGUGAUACAGUCGCGCAGAUCGAAUACGACUCGGCCGAUGAAGAGCUUGACCGGAUCGAGCGAGAAUGGAAUGAAGAUCAUGAAGUGUCAGCAGAAAAGACGAACCAAAAACCCAGGGCGAACGUGAAAAAGGGUGCAGCACCACAAAUACUCGAAACAAUCAACGAAGAGUUGGCACCGCGUCCCAAAGCGGGAAGGACAAGAUUGACAACGGGUGUGGGACGACAGGGACCCUUCAGAAAGCGUCGAAAAGUGAAAGCCUACGCAGACACUGACGACGAUCAGGAUCUGAUGGAGUGGACAUUGCCUGAGUACAUAAGGGAUCGAAGAGCCAAUUUUGACGCGCGCCUAAAGCAGCUCAAAAGAGGCGGUCUGGAACUACCUCCUAAUUUUGACGAGGUCUACUUCUCCGACGAGGAGCACUUGGAAGAUCUCGUCGAACGACCAGACUUUCCGCUGUCGACUGCCACCAAAGCCUAUAAGGAUAUUGAGCUCCCUAACUCCCUAGGCCUCAUUCCAGCACCAGUUGCCCAGUUCCUGCGCGACUAUCAGAUUGACGGUGUGAAGUUCUUGCACGAGCUCUUUGUCUAUCAACGAGGUGGCAUACUCGGUGACGACAUGGGGCUGGGUAAGACGGUUCAGGUCAUUGCGUUCCUGACCGCGGCUUAUGGCAAGACCGGCGACGAACGCGACCAAAAGAGGAUGCGAAAAAUGGCCCGGUCCAACCAGCGUUACCCCAAAACCCUCAUCAUCUGCCCGGGAACCCUCAUGGAAAACUGGAAAGAUGAAUUCCAGCGUUGGGGUUGGUGGUAUGUCGAGACUUAUCAUGGUGGUGCAACACAGAGGCAUGAUGCGCUCCUACAAGCCGAAGCAGGCAUGCUCGAAAUUAUGAUUACCACCUAUCACACCUAUCGAGCCCACAAAGAAGAGAUCAACCUGAUCAAAUGGGAUUGUGUCGUUGCCGACGAAUGUCACAUCAUCAAAGAACAGAAAUCCGCAACCACCAUAGCCAUGAACGACAUCAACGCACUCUGCCAUAUCGGCCUAACCGGCACCGCGAUUCAGAAUAAAUACGAGGAGCUGUGGACCCUCCUUAAUUGGACGAAUCCUGGUAGACUAGGACCGAUUGCGACGUGGAAGAAAUCCAUCUGCGAGCCGCUCAAGUUGGGUCAGAGUCACGAUGCUACUCAGUAUGAACUAGCCAUCGCCCGAAAGACAGCGAAAGCCCUUGUGCAGAACUUGUUACCCAGGUUCUUUCUUCGACGAACGAAAGCUCUCAUCAAACAUCAGCUACCCAAGAAAUCAGAUCGUGUGGUCUUCUGUCCCCUCACACCCACUCAGGCAGAAGCCUACCAAAAUUUCCUCGACAGUGACAUCGGCCAGCUGGUCAAGAAUGCCACAGAGCUCUGUGACUGCAACCGAGUGCCAAAGAAAAAGGCGGGUUGGUGCUGCCACAUGUCACUGGAGGAUGGGACUACUUGGCAGAGUUGGGUCUUUCCCGCAAUCAAUACUCUGCGAAACUUGUCCAAUCAUUUAGCGAUCCUUAUUCCUCAGGGAACAGACCCUAAAGACAAGCAAGCAAAGGAUCUCGACAUGCUUGAGAUUUGCAUGCCUGACAAGUGGCGGGAAAUCUAUCGGACUCGUGACAGCAUCAUGCACACAGGCAACCCAGAGUACUGCGGGAAGUGGCGGGUCUUGAAAAAACUUCUCACCUUUUGGCAUGACCAAGGUGGCAACAAGGUGCUCAUCUUCUCGCAUAGCGUUCGCUUACUCAGGAUGCUACAAAACCUGUUCAUCAGCACCCAGUUCAACGUCACAUACUUGGAUGGAAGUAUGGCGUACGACGAGCGUUACAAGGCAGUCAGAGACUUCAACACCGAUCCCUCACAAUUUGUGUUCCUCAUAAGCACCCGGGCCGGAGGUGUUGGACUGAAUAUCACCUCCGCCAACAAAGUGGUUAUUGUCGAUCCGAACUGGAACCCCAGCUAUGACUUGCAAGCUCAAGAUCGGGCAUAUCGAAUCGGACAGACCAGAGACGUCGAGGUAUUCCGACUCAUCAGUCAAGGUACAUUGGAGGAAAUAGUCUACGCUCGGCAGAUCUACAAGCAACAGCAAGCCAAUAUCGGGUACAACGCAACGAGCGAAAGGCGAUAUUUUCAAGGUGUCCAGGGCCGCCAAGAUCAGAAAGGUGAAAUCUUUGGCCUGCAGAAUCUCUUCGCGUACCAAGGGGAGAAUCAGGUACUACGAGACAUCGUGAAUAAGACAAACAUUGCCGAGUCCAAAGCUGAUGUGCGGGUCGCCAACCUAGAGCUCGAGGAGGAUUCUGACGGCAACGGUGAUGAAGACGGUGGAAAUGACGAGGAUGACAAACCACCUCGGACCAAGGCAGAUUCCGACACGGAGGAUGCAGCACUGUCCCAACUUGCGGCGGAGAUAAUUGGCAGCGAUAGUCGUCCGUCUCGAUCCCGCUCAGGGACGCCCUUCCAAUCGACCAAGAAUGCCGCCAAGAAACAUGACCCAAUACAGGCGAUUCUGUCCUCGGUUGGCGUCUCCUACACGCAUGAGAACAGCGAGGUGGUCGGCUCUUCAAAGGUCGAAGCGCUGCUGUCGAAACGUGCCGAGGAAGCCGCAGCUAGCAAAGAGCGUUGGGGCACACAGGAGCAACAAGCAAAAGUCUUCGAGGAUGAGCCGUCACAGCAACUGGUACACAGCCAUGAAGACGAAGAUCUGUAUGAAAAUAUUCAUGACAAUGUUUUCCACGAACGACAGCGUAAGAACAAAACCGACACACCUGAUGGUGGAGUCAAAUACAAAUACCGGCCGCCUCAGGCUGUCAGGAAGAGACAAUUCUGCAGUAUGGCAAAGUGGGCAGGGUAUGGCGACGACGUUGUCACUUUUGCGCUGGUUGUCGAGAACUGGACGCAGGCCGAGAGAAGGGAGUGUCUUGAUCGGUUCUACCAGUAUCGAAGGGAUGUGCUCCGCGGACAUGUCAGGAACAAGGAUCACGAAGCGAAGGAGCGGCAUCCGAAGAGUGUGGCAGAGCAAGUGAGCCAAGAGGAAGAUACUAAGGUCAAAGUCGCGAAGAGUAUGUCUGUGGACCUGGAAACCAAGGUGCAGCUCGAGGUCGAAACAGAAACCGAAGAUGAUGAGCUCUGA